This is a messenger RNA of Dendrobium catenatum, 1197 nucleotides long. RefSeq names its product tobamovirus multiplication protein 3-like. The record is from RefSeq and is a predicted model, not a curated record. The transcript is spliced from 11 exons. NCBI's taxonomy places the organism in Eukaryota, Viridiplantae, Streptophyta, Magnoliopsida, Asparagales, Orchidaceae. The annotation marks the transcript as partial.
GGCGGAGCCCUAGCGGAGCCGCGCCGGCGGCAGCAAAGCGCCAAACGGAGAGGCGGAGAGAGGAUCUCGUCCGAGCCAAGGGAGAAGGGCCGUCGUCUAGGGCAUCUGCUCGGAGCAAAAGUCGCGAUUAAUGUUCCAAUACAAUAUAUCAGAAUUGAGUAUAGAGUUCCGGAGUUUGGAUGGACUACUCAAAAAGUGUUUCUUCUAUUGAACUUUCUUGUUAAUGGAGUUAGAUCAAUUGUAUUUGCAUGCCGUCGAAGUGUGCAGAAAAUAAGCCCUGAGAUUUUUCAGCACAUGCUACUUGAUAUGCCUGCUCUUGCGUUCUUCACAACAUAUGCUCUCUUGGUUCUGCUUUGGGCUGAGAUACAUGGAAUGGCACAGGGAAUAUGUACAGAUGGAUUGAGACCGGUUUUCUGCAAGAUUAAUGCGGUGGUUUAUGCUGUGCAGAUUUUUCUAUGGUUGCUCGUGUGGUGGAAGCCAAUUGCAGUCAUCAUAGCCCUGGCUAAGAUAUUUUUUGCCGGUGUUUCACUUCUUAUUGCUGUCGGUUUUCUUCUGUAUGGUGGAAGGCUUUUCUUCAUGUUGCAGUACUUUUCCGCCGAAUCCUACGGAAGGCAGAAGAAGCUGCAAGAAGUUGGCUAUGCUUUGGCCACAUGCUUCAUCUGUUUCUUGAUUAGAUGUGUAAUGAUCUGCUUCAAUGCAUUUGACAAAGCUGCCGACCUUGAUGUUCUUGACCAUCCGGUCUUGAAUUUGGUGUACUAUCUGCUGGUGGAGAUUCUCCCUGCUGCUAUAGUCCUCUACGUUUUGAGAACGCUACCACCCAAACGCGGAAUCAAACUAUAUCAACCAAUCAACUGACUCAUACCAGUUCUUCUACAACGGUAAAUUGCCUUCUCUUCCAACGCAAGCCGUCCAUACGCAAGAAAAUGGUUCAGAAAAAUUCUUGGAUUUGCUUCAUACGAAGUGCAGAAAGCUUCAUAAUCAAAAAAUUCUUUCAUUCGUACAAGAUCUUGUUCUACAGUAGAACUAACUCGUACUAACACACCAUGGGAAACGUAUAUGUUGGCCCUAUCGUAAGUUUUGUCUCCUCUUAACACCAAUUUUUUUGGGUUUUGUUCUAUAUUUUUCUUUGUUGACAGUAAACACAUUCAGUUGUAGGCCUAUUUCUUAAUAUGAGCUUUGCUGUUAGCUUUUUUUUUU